AUGUCUGCGAUGGAUGUUGAUGAUGUCACUCCUUCCACCGUCUCCGUAGCACAGAAAAAGCGUUUUGAAAUUAAGAAAUGGAAUGCAGUUGCUCUUUGGGCAUGGGAUAUUGUCGUAGAUAAUUGCGCUAUAUGCCGAAACCAUAUUAUGGAUCUUUGUAAUGUUCAACCCGAACUUAUAAUCAUUAUAAGGUAUAGAAUGCCAAGCAAACCACGCUUCUGCCACAAGUGA
This is a messenger RNA of Protopolystoma xenopodis, 231 nucleotides long. Lineage: Eukaryota; Metazoa; Platyhelminthes; Monogenea; Polystomatidea; Polystomatidae. The record is from the annotation of a GenBank genome assembly.